CAUUACAUGGGAGUGUGGAUUGAAUAGCUUGCUUUAACUGUGAGGGUCACCUGAUGGAUGAGCAGGGCUACCUGAUGGAGAUGCAACCACGAGAUGCAAGUCCGUAGAACUUUCAUAGCCUAUUAGCAACUCAUCAUGUGCCAUGUGUCAUUUUGGAGAAACUGACGAGUGACUUAUGGAAUGCAAUGGAUCAGGGGUUGUGGCUUACAUGUCUUAUACUUGCGAUCAUUUGGAAAAACGGCUGGUGCCAAGGUUUUGAUUUUAUGGACUUUGCACCGAUUAAAUUUGACAUGCAUCCACAAGAUCAUCUACAUAUUGUGGUAAACUGGACAGCAGACAGCGCACUUCAAAAUGUUACUUAUGCAAUUCAAGUGGCCCGCACAGAUAACUUCAAUGUAAUUGAAAGUGUAAACAUAAGCAUUAAAUCACAAAACUCUGAAGAACCAUUCCAAACUUGGACAUGGACUUCGAAAUUGCCUUUACAAUGCGCUGAUCACUCGGUGAGGAUGAGACAUAUCCACAACUACAACUCUACUUUUGUAGGUUCCUGGAGCCAAUGGAAAACUAAUUCAGGUGUUCAUGAAGAUGCUCAUAAUGUCUGGCAGAGGCCACAGAUAUUUCCAUCUGAGGAGAUUCUCCAGGAGAGAUCCGAAGUACACUUCUGUUGUGUGGCGCCAAGGGACGCCCAAGUCACCAGCAUAAUCUUCAACAGAACACAAUACCCCCUCAUCAACGUCGGUAACCAGGUCAAAGCCAUUGCCGUGGUCAAUCUCAAUAUCACCUCUGAACUGGGGGUCAGCUUCAGUUGUUUUGACUCCAAUGGCAAUAAGGACUUCACUUCAAACUUUGUCACUUUCCCUCCACAGAAGCCCAGAAAUCUAAGCUGUGAGACAGAGGAUUUGAAACUCUGGAGCUGCAGAUGGGAUGCUGGAAGACCGCCUAACCUUCGCAAGCGCCACGUGCACCGCUAUGAUCUGCUUGUGGAGAACUCAGGCCAUGAUCCCAUCAGGUGUAACAUGUUCUUGUGUAACUUCCUGGCUGCCUCACACCUGCAUGAGUAUAAUGUCACCGUGGUGGUAACAAGCAGUCUCGGGCAAAACAUGGAGAGCAUCAAGUUCCAUGCACUGGACAGAGUUUUUCCAGUUGCCAAGAGUUUGUCUGUGAUUCCUGAUGUGACUCAAGCUAAUGUGUCUUGGACUAUAGAAGGAAACUUUACAAAUAUUCCAAUGGUUUGCCAAGUCCAAAUUAACCCUGAGGGAAAUAUUAUGGCCAUUGAACAGACUGGAGGUUUAGCGCUACACUUUUUUUGUCAACUGGACAACUUAAAACCCAGCAGUCAGUACUCGGUGAAGGUACAAUGCGCAGUUUCUGGGAGAGGAUGGGGAAAGUGGUCUGGCCCGCUAUUCUUCAAAACAUAUCCCCUGGUUCUUCUGGACAUCUGGAGGAGUAUACAAGCUCUUCCAAGUGGCCGUCGUGUUAUUGUAACAUGGAGGAUACAUACCAGUGACAUGCAGCUUGAUGUCAAGUCAUAUGAAAUUCAACUACAGCAGGAGAACAACCUGGGAACAUUGUGGACUAACAUAACAAGUGUGAACCCACAAGUUAAUCAGUCUGAGAUCCUCAUUGAUGAGCGAGGGUGUAACAUUUCUGUCCGUGCAAACAUCACAGCUGGAAUCUCCAUUGCAUCUCAUAUUCUCAUCCCUCCUGCAAAACAUUCUGAAAACAUUAUCCCAAAAAAGGUGGUUGGCAGUGUCAAAACUGGGUUUGUGUUAUCAUGGACAGAGGACCCAAGUGCUACAUGCGGGUACACAGUAGAGUGGUGUCAGAAUGGGAGUGGUGAACUGCCUUGCACCCCUAGCAACCUCCGGUGGGAAACAGUGCAUAAAAAUAACACAUCCUUAUCGCUCAAAGCAGGAGCUUUUACGGGUGGUUGCAGAUACACCUUCAAUGUGUUGAGGUGUGGAGAGGAUGGACAUCGCGUGAUUGAGACACACAUUGGCUACUUACAGGAACAGAGCCCCACACAGUUUGUUCAAAUUCAUAAUCCUCCAGUGGUGACAUCUUCCUCUGCCACAAUUGAAUGGAGUUUUCCGGAAGAUGAUCCCCAGCACCCCGGUUUCAUCUCGGGCUACCUUGUGACUUUUCUGAAAGGCCACUGGAGUGACCAGAAUCAUAAUUCCUACAACCUUUCAAUAGACGACCCACACAGGAAGUCGAUCACAAUUAACAGUCUGUGGGAGAGCAGAGAGUACAGCUUCUGUGCCCAGCCAUAUACAUCAGCAGGUCUUGGCCCUUCUACAUGCCGGACAUUCAGAACCUCCCCUGACUACACGCACGUUUGGGUGAAGAGUUCAAUCCCGAUUAUAUUCCUUUUUGGUUGCUGUAUUCUUCUUUGGCCAUAUAGGAAAAGACUGCGUAGAACAGUUGUGGAGAUCUUCACACAUCCGACCAUGGUGAACAGGAAAGUGUUAGAGCUGGACAGCUGUCUUUACGAGACGAGCGAGAGGAUUGGAUCCCAGACUGUGGAAGACUGCAUGUGCUGUGACCUCGAGAUCAUAGAGGUCAAGCCAGGCGAGGCAGAGUGCAAGUUCCUGGUCUAUCCCAACAAGGCCGGUUGUUCUUACGCCCCGUUGUCGGCCCGCUGCUGCACGGAGAUGAUCGACGACAGAGUGUGGGACGACGAUCCCGUUAGGGAGAGGGGCGCGAGCGUGUGCAAUUUCACCUACUCGCCGACCAGCACAGAGGUGUCGUUCUGUCUGUCAUCAUUCAGCUCGGACUGUCUCACAGAGAGCCAGCCUGUCCAACCACACAACGCGUGCACCACAGACUAUGUUACGACCGCAGGCAUGCCAGUGUAAAUUCUGUCCUGCUCCUUUUUUUUUUUUUUUGGCCAUUUUAUGCCUUUAUUGACAGUGACAGUGGAGAAAGACAGGAAGCGAAUGGGAGAGAGAAUGGGAGUGGGAUCCGGAAAAGACCAUGGGGCGGGAAUCGAACCCGGGUCGCCGGCGUGCGGUGCAGGUGCCCCAGCCAGUUGCGCCACAGCUGGGGCCUGUCUUGCUCUUUUUACCUGUAUGUCCUAGACUACUCUGAAUAUAAUAUUUUAAAAUGGUUUGACACCACACAGUGAUUUGAAGGACCACUGUCCAUAGACAGUUUCACACAUUGUUGCUGUGAAGGAAGACUUCUUGGUAUCAUUUAUAAAGUGAUGGGGAUGU
Molecule: messenger RNA, 3215 nt
Organism: Sardina pilchardus (European sardine)
Lineage: Eukaryota; Metazoa; Chordata; Actinopteri; Clupeiformes; Clupeidae
Gene: osmr
Product: oncostatin M receptor
Exons: 17
Coding region: 186-2858 (890 amino acids)
Biological process (GO): cytokine-mediated signaling pathway
Cellular component (GO): external side of plasma membrane; signaling receptor complex
Molecular function (GO): cytokine receptor activity; cytokine binding
Source: RefSeq, a predicted model, not a curated record